Messenger RNA from Lymnaea stagnalis (great pond snail), 13763 nucleotides. Lineage: Eukaryota; Metazoa; Mollusca; Gastropoda; Lymnaeidae. The record is from the annotation of a GenBank genome assembly.
GAAUGCAUUAUUGAUGAAAACAAAAUGGCUGACCCGAGCGUGGAAGAGUUAAAAAAGGCUAUUAAAAGUAAGUUUUUAUCUUAUUCAUGGUCAUACUUCAGUUGAGUAAUAUUAGAUGAAAUAAAGAUAAGUAUAAAUAUUAGCGAAAAUAUUUAUUCAUUCAAAACAUAUAUGAUCAAUAUUCACCAAUAAGCGACAUCAACAUGAGACUCCGAUCCGAUGGCGAUUCUCAGGUCUCAGAUUCAAAAUAAAUUGAUUAUAUUAAUAUUAUUAUUAGUAUUAGGCCCAAAGGCCUAAGCCUAAUGAAUAAUAAAGAUGAAGUAAUCAGUCAUUCAAAGCUAUUACACUAUUUUAGGCCUAUAUUACUAUAGUUUUAAUACUGAUGUCUGAUGUACAUUUUAAUUUUAAACCCAAAUAAAAUAAAUUCCUAAAUUGAAAAAAAAAAUGUAUUAAAAUUAUUACUUAUUAAUUAAAUUAUUAGUGAAUGGAUAGUGAGCCUAUUUUGAGACUAGAGGAAGGGUCAAACAAUAACUUGAAGAGGCUCACACUUUGUCAAUAGUCAAUAGUGUGGCCAUGGCAGGUUAGUGUCAUCAUAUUGUGGGGAUCAUAUCAAUUAGACCAGAGCUCAACUAGUGUACAGUGGAGUGGUUUAAUUUAUCCACCAAGGGGGAUGAAAAACUUAUGAAGUAAAGGCGAUAUGUAUAAAGUUUUAGCCAAAGGGGAAAAUGUGUCAGCUUAAGCUUUACAACUAAUCCCAAGUUUCUGUGUAUAAAUAAACUUAAUAAACUUCCCUUGUUUUGUCCUUAAGUCUUAAGAGUUAACUUUUCCUUUUUUGAUGUUAAUUCGCAAAUGGAAUGAUUGUAAAAUUAAAAUUUAAUAGUGUAGUUUAGUUAGAUCUAAUUAUAAUAUUUCAAAAUAGGCAAUUUUAGCUGGUCUGAUCAUUUUGACAAAUGGAUGUUGACUUUUCUGACAUAUUUUGAAAACUUUUUUCGGUGGGGAAGCAUUAUCCGCACAGCUGUGCGAAUAAUGCCAAGCACUUUUAUAUUUUACCUAGUCCAGAAAUUUUGUGUUAGAAAUAGUUACAGGGCCAUGCCGUGCAACAGUGUUAUGCAGAGAGGUGGCUGCAUGAGGCGGCCAUGUGAGAGAUGGGGAGGGGCUGUGGCAUAUUAUAUUACAUUGAAAUAUAACAUAAUUGAAACGGCAGCGCGUUGGACUAGCCCAGUGGUUGGCAAACUCAUAGGUCAAAAGAGCCAAAAACCAUCAGCAGGACGAUUAAAAAAAUGUUGAGAGCCACAUUGCUUUUCAAGAACCUGUCAAGAGCCAUGUUUUUCGGAGUCAAAACUGAUUUGUGGCCGACUGGCCAAGCCGCACUCGGGUCACUAUAAAGCCACAUGCGGCUUGUGAGCCACGGUUUUCCGACCACUGGACUAGCCUACCAAGGGUCUCAGAAUUUAAUCCUGGUGAAGGCUAGGAUUUUUUCCUGUUUCUUGAUGGUUUCGAUGAGUCUACCAAAUGGAUGUUACAUUCUAUGAAUGGAAUUAUUAGGACCAGCAGCUGUGCUUUAACCAAUACAUUUAAUUAUCUGAUCAUCCUGAAACUGGUAUUGAUUCGAUAAUAGUAGAUUUUUAAUUUUAAGUCAAGAAAUAAUUAAUUAGACUAAGACUUUUUUAUUUUAGACUUUGAAAUUGAUUUUUCUUGUUCAGCUAGCCAAGAACAAUCGUCUAAAUAAAAGAAAAGCAUUUUGUUCAAUCAAAACUUUAUUUGCAAACUAAUUUUAGUUUAACAUAAAUAUUGAAUAAUAUGUAACAUCACAAGUACGUAUCAUGAAUAAUAUGUAACAUCAUAAGAACAUAUCACUUUUCUAAGAAAAAAAUAUGAAAAAAGUAUUAGCUUCAAAAUAGUGGAAAAAAAUGUGAAAAUUUAUUAAUUAAAUUAUAUACUGGUUAAUUUUUAAAAAAAUGUUAUAGCAUAGGCAAUAUUUUGAAAAUAUAAGUGUAAAUGUAAACAAAUUUAAGGUUCAUUUUGAUAAUUUAAAAAAGAAAUGACGGAAAUUACGCGACCAGCCUCGAAUCUGCACACCGAAAUCUUCGAAUAACAGCAAGCAUAUUCGCACAGCUGUGCGAAUAAUUACUUUGUUUUCGGUAGAACUUGAUAUAAAGUGUAUUAAAGUGUAUUCAAUGAAGCUGUAAGUUGGGUUUUCAUUAUUUUAAUUAUUUUUAUUGUUUUUCUUCAUUUUUACACAUUUCUCACCACAAUGUGUAACUGUAGCACACAUGUUUUAGUUAAGGAAAGGGGGGGGGGGGGUUUGCAGGUCAUUUACAUUGGAAAUCCCCUCUACACGCAUAGGAGCCAAAAUGAUCAAUAAAUUGAUCGGGGCCUUAAUAUAUAGAAGAAGAAGAAGGUCAUUGACACUCCUUGCAGCAUAUCUAUAGAGAUACAAUAAAGCAUAAAAACUGGAUACAAGCAGUUGUGUAAAUAAAAUUAAAAAAUGAAGAUAGUGAAAAGACAGUUUAAACAAGAUAUUUUCCUUAUAUUUUUGCUGUAUUGAUAUUCCCUCUUAGAAGGAAUUUUAAAAACAUUUACUGUUUUGGUAAGUGUAAGCAAAAUUAAGCCUGUUAGUUUUGUGCUUUCUUGUUUGAUUUUGUUGUGCCAUAAAUAUCUGUGAAGAGUUUUGGUGUACAGUAAGGGAAAAAAGGUUUUGGAGCACUUAAUUAGACCAUGCUAUUCAAUUUCAUAUUAGUCCCAAGGCCCUGUCAGAUCAGCAUUUGGUAAUAUUUUAUAUUUGAACUUCAUAUUCUGAAUGAAAGACUCUAUAACUAUAAGGCCUAACAGUAGUUUACAUAUUGUACCUAACCAACAAAGCCAAGAGAUCCAACGAUGUGAAAAAGGGAACAAAGUUAACUUGAGUUACAUUUUAAUUAUUAAGGUCUAGACUUAUUAAUAGGUGUCUACUUACAAAAUCCUCACUAAACUAAUAGCAAGUAAACAGGAAAGGUAAUGUGAACAGAUCCUAGACUAUCAAUGUGGAUUCCAACAGAAAAUAUCAACCACAGAUCAUAUUUUUAUUAUGAGAUGUCUCCUGGAGCAAUGCUACGAAUACAUUCAACAUACACCAACUAUAUGUGGACUGCAAAACAGCCAUAGAUAGCAUAGACUGGGAAUAUCUGUGUGAUGCACUGUGGGAACUUGGGAGUCUCUAACAAACAUACCCGGCUUAUAAAUAUGACGAUGGCUAAGUUCGAAAGUUGAAUCUAAUUUAAAAUACCAGAGGGAGUAAUGAUGAAUCUGUGUCUCAUAUAAGGAGACUCACUAUCAUGUAACCUGUUAAACUUCACAUUAGAAAAAGUUAUUUACAUACAUGUGAGCACCAGUGUUGCCAUCACAAACUAUUUUCAUAGAAGCCCCAGACUAGGGUUUUUGUUGUGCUAACUGUGAGGUAGUGGCGGUUGGAGCUGAUCUGACAAAUAGUGGUGUAUAACGAGAGACAUGUUGUUAGACAGAAUAUAACCAAGAUUCCUAGCGGAGAAUGUAAACUGUAUGUCUGAGUUACCUACAUGAAAUGAAGUGGGGAGAGCUGAGUUAGAGAAUGAUUGUGAUUGUGAAUAAGGAGUGCUUCCGUUUUGUCAUCAUUAAGCUUCAACUUGCUGAGUGUCAUCCAUGUCUUGACAUCAUCAAUGCUCUCCCGAAACCAACAGGGGGUGAGGAUGGGCUUCAAUGAACACGACGUAGGUUUAGACUUCAGAAUAACAUUUUUGACCUCUUGUUCUGAAACCGGUUUAAAAACUUGAAAAUGUGAACUAACACAAGAACAAGGGGAGGCAAAUCUAGGGGUGAUAUUAUGUCAAGACGAUCAAGCUCAGCGCAAAAAGUCAGCAACUUUGCUUGUAAAGAGAUUACAGAAAAUAUCGGCAACGGAUACACUGAAGGAAGAGCAAUUCCUGUGUUACUCCCUCUGAGGUGGCUACAAACAUCGAACAACUGCCUGCCAGUUUUACCCAUUAUUAUCUUUUGGCUAAAAUACCAAGUCUUAGCAUGACAAAAAAUCUUGGUCACCCGCUUGUUGGCAGCAUAAUACAAUACAUCUGUCCAAACAAGAUCUGACCACAGCCACUUCUUUUCCACACUGCGCCGCUCUUUCUUGACACAUGUGUGAUGAUCAAAGCUACUUUUUUUUUUUCCCUGCCUAUUUGGACUUAUCAUUUGUUAUUUUUUUCAACUUCAGAUAUUCUCAAAGGAGCAGACCUUGACAGUCUUUCUGCCAAAAAGGUCAGAAAAAUGCUUGAGGAAAAAUAUGAGGCGGAUUUCUCAAAUAGGUAAUAAAAUUUACUACUUUAAAUAAGCUUUAAGUGGGUUGUCACAAAUCUGUUUGCCAGUUUAAACAAAAAAUAAUUUUUUAUAACAUAUUUAAACAUAUAGUUUAUUAACAAAAUUAACUCCUUAUAAGCUGUUGGGUUUUUGAUGAAACAUAAAGCUAACAGGAAAAACAUUAGACCAGGCAACCGGGCAAACAUAGUCACUGACUUCAAUAUAAAAUAUUCCUGGUUGUUAAAAUUAUUAGUCUGUCUUGUGAUUUUUCUUUACUCUUUUAGACACAAGAUUAAUUAUUUUUUUUGCAGAAGAAAAGAAAUUGAUAAACUAGUGAUGAAAAUGAUAGAGGAGGAUGAAAGUGAUGAAGAGACAGAAAAGAAAGAGCCAAAUAAAAAAGAAUCUGAUGAAGAAGAAGAAGAAGAAAAAGAAGAUGACGAGAAUGGUGUGGGAGAUGGAAGUGAUGCAGAUUCAAAAGAAGAAGUGGGUGACAUUUUGUUUCUUUCACUGAUUAGUUUAGGUUUUAGUAAGCAUUACAUAAUAUUAAUGAGACUCUUUCUAGAUAUUGUCAUGCAUGCUUAUCAUUAAUUCUAUUUUCAGGUGCCAAAGAAAAAAGCCAAGAAGUCCCCACCUUCUUCAUCAAGUGCAAAACCAAAGGUAUUAUACAUUUUAUACAGUUUAGAUCAACAUUGUCCAAAAACCGGUGCUGCAAAAGCAAAACUACCUGGUCAUGAAAAAAUUUCAUAAAACAAAGCUAGGUAUGUGUAUUGUCCCCACCCCCCCCCCCCAUCGGCAUUGAUUUGGAACUAUCAAGUUUAAAGUUGAGAUAUUUUAUACUUGAAAUAAAUCAAUACAAUCAUGAAGAGCCAGUUUGGAAGGUAUCUAAACCUUAGAGUAUGUCCAACCAAUAAGGACACAGGCAGAUGGGUCCAUCAUAUCAGAUCAGUUGUUGAGCAGCGCCUUUAGGGUUGAAAGUGGUUUCUUCUAUUUCCUUUAAGUGUCCAAACAUGCAUGGAAGGAUGGUAAAGGGGAACUGAGGUUGAGCUGUUUUAAUACUAUAUUACUGUCGUGUCCCCCCCUCCCCCCACAUAGACGUGGAAACAAAACCCUGCAUGUGUUAAUAAAUUGGAUAUGAGAAUACAGUCAAUCUUUUUUCUACAAACCUGCAUUUUAAAAAAAAAAAACUGCGUCACUCUUCUCUUUCAUAUGGUACAUUAUUUACCAGGUUUUUGUUAGAUUUCUUUAAAUUUGUUUAAAUGCCUUAUUAUUUGAAUAUAUAAAAACUCUACACAUUUAAAUCUGAUUUAUCUUACAUAUAGGCCAGAUAUGCUAUAAAAAGUUAAGUAGGCUUUGAUAAAAAGUGUUCAGGAAACACUGGUUUGUAAGUACAGACCAACUGUUUUUGUACAAUAAACUGUUUGGAUGAUCAAGUAUAGAGCCAAAGGUUUUUGUACAAUAAACUGUUUGGAUGAUCAAGUAUAGAGCCAAAGGUUUUUGUACAUUAUACUGUAUAGAUCAGAGCUUUCAAAACUUUGAUUGUGGUGAAAUACUUUAGACCAUGGGUCGGCAAACCGGGGUAAAUUACCCCAAAGGGUGUCGAAAUAAAAAUUUCAGGGGUGAUGAGGGCUCAUCAGAAAUACAUUAAAAAAAAUUUUAAAGCACGCCCAGUGUUGCGACAUGAUUUUUUUUCUGACAACAUGGCAUCUGGCCAGUGUAAUAGAGAAACACGCCCAUCGUCUUGUGUUUAGCAACUGUGCAAGAGCUAGCAAAAUCAUAUUUUUUGUCUUAUUCUCAAAGAAAUUAAGAGCUGCAAAGACUUCCAUUGAAAGGCAGUCAAAAAUUUAAACAACCUACCUCUGCCAGCAAGGAUUUUUGAAUCAAAGACAAGAAAUCGAUUAUAAGACAGUAUCCAAAAUACUCUGAUGUCACAAAGACCCAAUUUUGAUCCAUGAAAAAUAAAACAGUAUAAUUUCUCCCGUAUCUUUUAAGGCCAAUGUUUUCAAUGAAAUCAUAUUGUUCCAUAUUGGAUAUUAUUAGUUUAUUUUAUAAAUUUUAUAUUCAUUAUUGUAUUCUCUGUAUAAAUGCAUCAAACUCAUUUUCCAUUUAAUUAGUUACUAUAUCUCACUACAGACCGUUCUGUUCAACUGUUCUUUCACAUUAGGCUCAGCAUUUUUCUUACGGAGUGCGCUCUUUUGAAGCGAAGGCGCCAAAAUUAUGGAACAGUUUGCCUCAGUCUUUGAGGGGAAUUGAAAAUGAUAAAAAAUCAUUUAAGAAACAUUUUAAAACUUUUUUGUUUAAAUAGAUUUCGGAAAACCAGAUUGCAGUGAGCAUGCUAAAGUGCCAUGGAUAACAGCGCCAUAUAAAUAUCAAAAGCAAUUGAUCAAACUUCACAUGAUUUUUUUAUUUCUACGUUAGAAAUAUCUUCUUUUUACAGAUUUUCAUCACCAAUUUAAUGAAUACGCUCCAACAAUUUAUUAUCAAUCUUUUAAUUAAAAAAGAAUUAGUACAGAUAACAAAAUGAUGGGAUAAUAAAUAUUUAAAUUUUACACAUAUUGCAUUUUAAAAAUUUUCUUUGAAGCCUCUUUAACAAAACGGUUUCACUUAAACAUAUGCAAUAUCGUUGAGGAGUUAAUCUUGAUCUCAUUCACAUCAUUUAGAAAAGGAAGUCGGCAACCAAAGCAGAUGACAGUGAAGAUCCAGUGAUGUCCAGCAUCAAGCAGGUGGGCCAGUUAUCAUCAGUUGUCAUGUUUUGCUAGAUUUUAUGAUAGCAACUAUGAUUUUUCUUAUUUGAAAUCUUAUUUUGUUUUAAGCAUUUGAAUUUUUUGGAUUAAAUUGGAGAUGUUUGUGAAAUUUAUCCUUUUGUUAUUGUAACACUCACAUUUUUGGCCCGUGUUAUUUAAAUUAUUUUUUCAUGAAUUUGGCCAAAGUUGUAUUUAAUGUAUCAACCUAAUGGAACAGGUAUUUAUGAAUUCAGCAGAAGUGGUAUUACAAUUAUAAACCUAAGUAUACUUAUGAAUUUGGCAGAAGUUGUGUUACAAUGAUCAACCUAAGUACACUUAUGAAUUUGGCAGAAGUUGUACUGGGUGUUUCAAUGUACCCGGUAUCGACAUAGGUAAACUUAUGAAUAUGGGAUUGAAGUUGUAUUUCAAUGUAUCAACCCAAGUAAACUAGUUCAAGAGAAUUUAUUGAUAUUUACAGACUUAAAAUGAUAUUAAAAUAAAAAUAUAAAUUUUUUGUUUGAGGUAGAGUCACUUAACCAUCAGUUUUAUCUAUUGUUUGGCAGAUGGAUGAUGAGGAUCUGGCUAAAAAACUACAGGAGGAAGAAACUGGUCUCAGGAGACGACGAGCAGCAGCUGUAUGAGUUUUCUCCCCCUUGACAUCUAUUUACCAUUUAAAUCCUCAAGCAUUUAAGUUGUAGAACAUAUUGUAUUUUUUUUUACACUUGUAGAAAAUAUGGAAUAGUUGAAAAUUCAUUAUAAGAACUGUAUAAAUUUUUAUUUUGUUGGGAUGAAAUUCUUUAUUUACCGGUAAUUCUAAGUAGUAGUUGUAAUUGUUUAUUGAUAACAAAAUAUUUGCAUUUCAUCUUGAAUUUCUAACUUUUUUUAUUAGCCUAAGCCAAGAAAGGAGCGUGAAAAGGAUCCGGAUAAGAAAAAGAAAAGUAGGUAUUCAUCAAUUGAAGAAUAGCAAUAACAAGUAUCAAUGUUUGUCAAUGUCUUAACACUGAUUGUCUUUCAAAGAUGAUAUUCAUUGCAUUAAUUGUUCUCUUCGUUACCUGUAAAUGUUGAUUCACUUGUUAGCAAUCGACUUCUUUGUGUGAAUUCUUAUUAAUCACAUUUCAGUUUUUACAUAGUUGAAUAAUUUAGAUGUUAGUUUAAACAUUUACUUUCAAUGCUUUCUCUUAUCUUAAUUAUAAACAUAGUGAUGCCCUGCUAAACAUUUAGUAAGGUGUUUUAAGGAAUGACAAGAACCAAAAAAAAAUUAAUAAACUUGUUACUUUGAAGCUGUUUUUAAGUUUCUUCUGAACAAUUGACAGUUCUGAAUCAUCUUUUUCUUUGUCUGCUUCUUGCCUUUAUUCGUCAUGCACUAACUUUUUAAUGCAGCUUUUUUAAAAAGAAUUAAGUAUAUUGAGCUUCUAUAUUCACUGCUUUAGUGGAAGUACAUCAUGGCAUUCAACAUUAAUUAUUCUGUUUAGUACUACAUUCAUACAAUAUGAAACAGAUAUUGAAGUUAUUGCAGACAGAAAAAUGUGUAAUUUGGGAAGAUUUUAUUCAAUAUAAUUUAGUUAAUGAGGUGAAUGAUGACCAUUUGAGAAUUGUUUUAACUUUUUUUUUUUUUUAUAUUGCCAUAAAACUUAUAAUUCCAUUUGUGAUGUAUGUAUUCUUAAAAAAUUGUACAGUGUUGACAUUAUUUUAACUUGAAGAGAAUGAGACAGCAUUCCUUGAAAUUUUAUUGCAUGAGAUCAUAAUAAUAAACUGCAUUUCAAACAUUAAAUAGAAAUAAUGUAGUUAUUUUUAUUUAUUAAUUCAAUUAAUAAGUGCAUGCAAUCAUGAUCAAUUAAUGUAACCUUAUUCUAAGAAAUAAUUUUUUUUUCUCCUCUUCAAUAGACAAAAACAGAUCUUAAUUUUUUUCAAACUGGCAGUUCAACCCCCAUAGUGUUAAAUACUUAUCAAUUAACUUUUUAUGUUGUUCUCGUUGUUAACAUACUUUGGGGCAUGCAUACAAUAAUUGAUGUCACUUAACAGAAACUUAAAAUACAUAGAGCAUGCAAAGAGAUCAUAACAUGAUGUACUUUGUUUUAAUUUUUUUAAAAAGCUUCAAAUGAUAAAGUGCGGCAAGAUAUACAAAGAAGAAAUGAUUACAAUUACACUACUUAAGCACUGUUUAAAAAAAAUAAAAGUGGUGGGGGGGGGGGCACAUGCUGUGGUUCAAAUUUUUUAUAACAUAAUACUGAAUUUUGUUAAUUUGGUUACAUUUUUUUAAUGUGGUGAGCAGGGCGUUCUGGUUGGUCAUCUGUUUCACCAUACACAUUCAUGUUUUUGUUUCUUUAAUCAGCUUCACUCUACAGUCGUCCAUGCCAAUUGUCAGAUCUGUUAGCAGCUGUUGUGGGGAAAAAUGAGGUUUGUUGGUGUUUACUGAUCUAAUGCUUACAACUUACUACCAAGAGAUGCUGUGCAAAAACACUCAAUCGCUGACCCAGAGGACUUUACAAUUUUAAGUAAAAAUUCAACAGUUUAGAUCAUUCCUUUGUUGAAAAUUAAUUGAUAAGAACUAAGUUAAGAUUUAUGUAGAGAUGUUGCUGUUGGCAAGAACAAAAUGAUUCGCAAAGGUGUGAUCCUACUGAUAGUUGAACAUACAAAAUGAUAUGAAGUAACAGUCCUCAGUUUUGUCGUAUGAGUGUACAGUGCCUGCUGGUAAUCUUGUUCUUCUAAAUUCUGCUUUGUGUACACUGUUUUACUUGUUUUAUUAUUAUAACUGUUGUUUUGGUUUUUUACUUGGUCAUCAUUCACCAUUGUUGUGCUGAACACUUUGAUCUCUACUUUUGUUGAUUUCUUCUUUAAUUUUUUUUUCUUUGUGAGUCUCUGUUUAGACCUUAUACCAUUUAAAAUUAACACAUCACUGAUCUACACAUCCAUGCACAUUUACUAAUGACGUUGGGAUUAAGAUAUGGUAUAUGUGCAUGGAGAGAAGAAAAGGAAAUUGAUCAUUUGGAUUUCACAGAUGUUUACAUUUAUGCAUUAAGUAUCUGGUUAACUUGUAUGUUUUCUUUAAAAUGGUACCAUUAUUUACAUCACUUCAAGUUGUUUUUUUUUUUAACAUUUGCUUUCCAAAAUAAACCUUUUAUUGUUCUGCACCUUAAAAAAGCAAACAAAUAUCUUGAAAAGAAUAAAUGCUUAGACAAGGGAGAAAUAAUUUAUUGGAUUUUCUUGGGCAUGUUCUUUGUUUUCUAAUAAGUUGAUGGGUUCUUUGACUUUUUAGACCAUAUUAAAUAAAUGUGAUAUUUUGUCUAGAGAUUAAAAAACUAUUGUACUUUAAAAAAUAUUCUGUUGGAGCCAUUAAUUAUGAGCAUUAUUGACACUAAUAUAUCAAUAUAUCUGUCAUUAAAAUGUUAAAUACCCUGUUAUUCUAGAUGCCAAGACCAGACGUUGUGAAGACUUUGUGGUCGAUAGUGAAGGAGAGGAAUCUUCAGGUAGUUUUUUGAAUACCCUUUUUUUAAAAAUUUUUUUUUUGUACAUAGUUUUGUUAUUGAGACAAUACCCAAGUGUGUGAAUUUUGAGUAACCGUUUGGUAUUCAUAUUUUCUCAUGUUUUUGUCAUUGUAUUUACAAAACCUAUAUUUGUCAAUGGAGAGAGCGGGCAUCUUAAUUUAGUGUAUUUGAUGUAAUCCCUCAGUGUCUUUGUAAGCCAUAAACAAAGCAUGACACUACCUAUGCUUGUUGAAUCAAGACUAUAAAGUGUAGAGCUUAUGUACUUUCCUUGUUAUUUCACUCAGGAUCCGGCCAAUAAACAGUUUAUGUUGUGUGAUGCACAGAUGGAAGCACUUUUUGGUAGGUCUCUUAGACAGGUUAGGUGCAUUAGUGCCUCAUAACUCUUUGUUGGUGUUAAAUUGACUUCUUUCAUUUAAAGUAGUGAGCGUUGUAAAGGAUAAAUUAUAUCAUUAUCACUUUCCUUGAUCUGGGGAAGAAGUCUCAUCCAACAGCAUAAUAUUAUUAAUUAUUUUGGUGCUUUGUAGUUAUUUUUAAUUUUUAACUUAUCUCCCUUAUCAAAGGACAUGUAAACCCAAAAUUUGAAUGAAAGAACUAAAAAUGUAUUUUUGUAUAUUGUAGUUUUCCCACAUUGUCCAUUGAACAGGUAGCAAGAGAGUCAAGUUGUUUGGCAUGAUGAAGUAUCUAAAGAAACAUAUAACAGAUCUCCCUCGCUAACAGCAACCCGAUGUUACAUCCCGGAAGUUCUUCUGUUAAUUUUACCUUUUUUUAGUACCGUAACCAAAAUUUAUUUCAAAACAAAAUAAGUACAUCCAUAUUGAAACAAUCAAAUUUUUGUCUAUGAUGAAGAUCCCAACUAAAUCCAAGCCUAAAACAGCAUCCUAUUGAGUCUGUGGUUGUUUGUAACUAUCUUGGUUGGAGUCAUAAGACAAUGUAUAAGAAACCUCUGUCCUGUUGACAGUAUGCACGGUUGGAGAACUUGUUUUAAAGUGGGCACACAUUGCAAUGAACAUGGGAAAAGUACAACGUCCAACUGAUGAAUGACACUAUUUUCUUUUUCUACUGACCUUAUUUUAAACAUUGAUUCUUUUGACAAUAUUCUCAAUAGCCACGUGUUGUGGGUGUUCUGGUAGUGACAGAUACAUUUGAAAUUCACUUGAUAUUGUGCAUGUUAACACUGUAGUCUGUAAGACUUUAAAUGAAAUGGCAUUUUUUACUUUUCUAAAACCUUUGUUUGGAACAUCACUGUUAACAAAGUUGACCUAAGAUAGGCUUGCAGCAAGAUCUUACGUCAUAUCACUGUUAACGAAGUUGACCUAAGAUAGGUUUGCAGUAAAAUCUUAUUUCAUAUCACUGUUAACAAAGUUGACCUAAGAUAGGCUUGCAGUAAAAUCUUAUUUCAUAUCACUGUUAACAAAGUUGACCUAAGACAGGUUUGCAGUAAAAUCUUAUUUCAUAUCACUGUUAACAAAGUUGACCUAAGAUAGGUUUGCAGCCAGGUCUUAAAUCAGAAGUUGUUCUAGUUUUACAGGAAAUUGUAAAAAGUCCUCCUCCUCACUGUAAGUUUUGCCAGGGCAAUACCAUUCAACUAUCAUAAAUAUGUUUCCUUUAUAUCUGGUACACAAUAUGACUGCAAUAUAGAGUAGGUGACACCUUAUUUAAAAUAUAACAAUGGAAGCAGUUGGAAAAGACAAUGUUAUUCUGAUAUUUUCUGAGAUCAUGAAGCACUAGAUCUAAUUAGACCAACUCAUAAGAAACUGUUAGAUUGCAUGACAGUGUUUCCCAACCUUUUCUAUACAUUGCCCCCAUACCAAUUAUUGGGCUUUGCCCCCUUACCAAUUAUUGGACUAGUCACGCAUCCCUUACAAAAGUACCAAUUCAUUCUUAAAUUUGAAAACAAUGGACUUCAUUUACAGAAUGUCAUAGAGAACUGUGGAACUUUUGACUUUAUUACCGGUACAUAAAGGAAAUGAUUAAAGAAGAAAUUUUUUAAAAUACCAGUAUAUAAAAAUUUAAAGAUCGAAAUGUUUCAAAAUCUUAACGUCUCAUCUCUUCUUAAAUCCCUUCACACCUCCUGGAACUAUUUACCGCAUCCCCUAGGUGAGAGCACCCCAGGUUGGGAAACCCUGUGCUAGAGUAUUAUCAUUCUUGUAUCAUGUCUCCUAAUCAUUUAUUCCAUUUGUAUCCAUCAUUUUUUUUCAUUGAUUUUUAUACUUCUAUUUCUAUGGUCUUGGUAAUAAUGCAUUAUAUUUAGUUGAUAAGAUCAAUUUUUUUGUCAGCUCCAUUCAAAACAUUCAUUUGUACUAUUUCAUAUAUAUAAUGUCAUUAUUAAGAUGAAUUGUGUACGGUACCUAUGCUAAAAUUUAGUUGACUUUUUUUAAUGCAUCCAUUUUCUAGAUAGACAUUGUCUCAGUGAUUUUUUGUUCUAUGCAUAUUUACUUUUUAUUUCAGCCAUUUAAAAUGAACAUAAAUUUAAGUUAAUUGUUAAUUCAAUAAGACUAAGAGCAAGCAAUGUCCUAAAGGGAGCUAAUACAUCCUAUUUUUUUUUGGUGUGCUUUUGCGUUCAUAAAUUUAUUUGCUUCAACAAAAUAAACAAAAUGGACUAUGCAAAAUAUAUAAUAAGGAAAUAAAUGUAUGGGAUUGGACCUCAAUAAGUCAAGUGUAACAAGUGCUAAAUAAUUUAGUCAAAUUUAAUCCAUGUAAGAUAAUUUUUGUCAAGAAGGUCUGAAACUUUGUGGGAGAGGGGAGGUGCGGCCCUGGUAAUUGAUUUCUUUUGGUAAAAAAAUAACUCAAACUUUUGUGCAUUUAUUUGUUAUUUUUUUCAAUAUAUUUUUCAUCAUUUCUACAUGACAUGUAAGAAUUCAUUUUAUUUGUCCAUUCCUUGUUCUAACUGUCCCAGUUGGAACAAUCUUGACUUGACCUUUUUGUUGGUUAGACUCAUUAGCUUCUCAAUUAUUAUGUUGAAUUUAAGGCUAAGAAUCUAAACUUUAAUAGCUUUGUUUUGCUUUCACGAAAACUCAUAUGUCAUAUCCCCUGAGACACAAAGACACCCAAGACACAGACACUGAUCACACCUGAGACGCAGACACCCGAGACACAAAGACACGUGAGACACAAAGACACCCUAGACACAAAGACGCCCUAGACACAUGAGACACAAAGACACAUGAGACACAAAGACAGAUAUUCAUUGUAAAUUAAUGUAAAUGUUUCUAUGCCCAUUUAAAAGGAAUAAAAACUGAUUUUUUAAACUGUA